Messenger RNA from Effrenium voratum, 1173 nucleotides. The record is from the annotation of a GenBank genome assembly. Lineage: Eukaryota; Dinophyceae; Suessiales; Symbiodiniaceae.
AUGCAGAAGGUGCUGGUCCAGCAGUACGGCUUCAAGCUGGAGGAGAUUUUGAUGAUCAACGAGGAUCAGGACAAGUCCAAGUGGCCUUACAAGAAGGUCAUCCUCGAGGCCAUGCAGUGGCUUUACCAGGACGCCCAGCCCGGGGAUCUCCUCUUCUUCCACUACUCCGGCCACGGCUCCCAAUACCAGGCGGACAAGAAGUCCAUGCCCGCCGACUGCAUCUGCCCCCUGGACUGCAUCGACGAGGCAUGGCCCAAGGCGGUGAUCCUGGACACUGAGAUCCACGAGUACCUCUACGCGCCGCUGCCAAAGAACUGCCAGGCGGUGUGCUUGUUCGACUGCUGCCACUCCGCCACCGUGGCGAACCUUUGUGAGACCAUGGUGGUGCAGGAGGGCCCCUUGACGGAGGCGAAGAAGCAGAAGUUGUUGGCGGAGUUGACGAAGCAGAAGGACGCCAUCGGCACCAAGGUGCGCUUCUUCACCGAGGUGAACACGGGGAAGCUGGACAUCAAGAAGAAGAGCAAGGAGGAGCUGAAUCAACUCUUGGCCAAGAGCGGCUUCCCCAAGAGUGUCGGGGACUACAACGACGACGGCUCCGGGUACACGUAUCUCACGGGCCAGGCGAUCUCCACCUUGUGCAACGAGUCGGUGCAAAAAGCCCAGGCGCAGCUGGAUGAGAAGAGCAAGGCCGUGGCGAAGAUUCAGAACCUGAAGCCCGGCGAGGGCGCCAAGAUCUACAUUGGCAACUUGGAGGAGGACGAGCAGGAGGACUACAAGAAGUCCCAUCAGUCCAAGAUGAGCAAAGAGGUGAGAGUCCGCUACCUGCCCCAGCCGGAGAUGGACAUCGAGGAGGAGGAGCGGAGCGUGAAGCCGCUGGGUGCUGGCAUGCGGGACGUGGUGCGCAAAGAGAAGUUCACCGACCACGAGCUGUGGGUGUUCUCCGGGUGCCAAGAUGACCAGACCAGCGCGGACGCCCACGUGGAGGGCAUCUACCAGGGGGCCUUCACCUGGGCGCUGAUCAAAGCGUUGAAGAAGGACUCCUUCACCGAGAACUACAGGGACUUGCUGAUCCAGAUCAAGGCGAACUUGGAGAGUGGGCGCUACAAGCAGGUGCCUGCGCUGUCCACCACGCACCCCAUGUACCUUGACUGCGCCUUCCUGGGUAAGAGCUGA